AUGCAGCAACUCCCUGUAGAAAUUUUGGAGGAACUUCUCUCAUGGCUUUCGGUUAAGGAUCUUCUAAGAUUCAAAUCUGUUUGCAAAAACUGGAAUUCAAUAAUCUCCAGCCACCACUUCAUUAACUUGCAUCUCAAGAAAUCGAUUUCGAUAUCUUCUUCCCGCAGUAGGAUUUUCCUGCCACAUGAUAAAGCUUUCCGGACCGUCGAAUACAGCAGAGAUCCCCGAGGCGGGGGGGACCGCAUCGAUUUUCAGACUCUGCCGCGGCCUAAAGAAACCAUCGGAACUUUCAUCGGAACCUGCGACGGUCUGAUCUGUUAUUUAGAUAUCAAAACUAUGCGAAUUUGCGUGUCGAAUCCAUUUCUCGGGGUAUCAAAAACUCUGGAUUUGAACGUAGACACGAGAUUUUGUACGACCAUUUUGUUCUUGUGGUUCGGGCGAGAAUCCUCCGAUGAUGAGUACAAGGUUGUGUUGGGGAUUAAAUCAUACGACGGAAAAUCGAACUAUUCUAAGUACCAUAUGCAUCUCAUUAAGCCGUUUUCAGACAACUGCAGCUGGAAAUCAACCCGAGAAGUUGAUGGUCGAUUAGAGCUCAUUUGGUACUUUGGGGAGGGAAUCCUUUUGCAUGGAAUAGUGCAUUGUCUUUUGUAUGAUCGAGUAACGCAUGCUGGUCCAACCGUCGAUUAUGUUGUGUUCACGUAUGAUUUGUGCCGGGAAAGUGUCGGAGAAAUUUCAAUGCCGGUGGGACCGCAUUUUUUGCAUGCGGAGAUUGGGGUGAUAGACGGGUGCCUUUCUGCAAUAUGCAAUGUUUCUAGGGGCAAUUCUGCAAUUUAUGAGGUUUGGACGAUGAAGGAAUAUGAAGUGAAAGAGUCUUGGACUAAGUUGAUGAAUAUAUCGAGAGGGUGUGAUUAUCAUAUGUCGCCUUACUGGCAUUUGAAAUUGGUUGGAGUUACUGCGAACGGGGAUCUCAUUUUGAGUUGUUAUCCAAAACAUCGUCUAUUGAUAUAUAAAGUGGCGGAAAAGAAAUCCGAGAUUUUUACAUCAAAUGGUCAUUGGUCUGCGAGAAUGUACGUUGAGUCUCUGGUUUUCCCGUAA
Erythranthe guttata (spotted monkey flower) is the source of this 1095-nucleotide messenger RNA. RefSeq names its product F-box/kelch-repeat protein At3g23880. The record is from RefSeq and is a predicted model, not a curated record. Lineage: Eukaryota; Viridiplantae; Streptophyta; Magnoliopsida; Lamiales; Phrymaceae. Gene Ontology annotation, molecular function: protein binding.